AUGGGUCGUGACAACAACCUUCAGGAUCAGGUGAAAUAUGAGCAUCAAAAACCUAGAGGUACACUUCAGAGUAUGCCCAUUCCUGAGUGGAAGUGGGAAAGAAUAGCAAUGGAUUUCGUGGGUCUUCCGACAACGUUGGGAAUGUUUGAUUCUAUCUGGGUUAUUAUUGACAGGUUAGACCUUAGUACAGCUUUUCACCCUCAGAAUGAUAGGCAGUCCGAGGGGACUAUUCAGGUUCUUCAGCAUAUGAUUCGGGCUUGUGUGAUAGACUUUGGUGGUAACUGGGAUCUGCUCUUACCAUUGGCAGAGUUCGCAUAUAAUAAUAGCUACAAAUCGAGCAUCGACAUGGCCUCAUUUGAGGCGUUAUAUGGGAGGAGAUGUAGGUCUCCUAUUGGCUGGUUCUAUGUGUUUGAGGUAAGACCUUGGAGUACGGACCUUCUGAGAGAGACCUUGGAGAAGGUGAAGGUGAUUCAAGUUAAGCUUCUGGCAGCACAGAAUAGGCAAAAGGAGUAUGCGGGCCGUAAAGUCCGAGAUCUUAAGUUUGGAGAGGGAGAAGAGGUAGCUUAUGAGUUGUCUUUACCUCCGGAUUUAUCAGGCGUUCAUCUGGUAUUUCACGUUUCGAUGUUGAAAAGGUAUCACGAUAGAGAUGUUCGUAAGUUGUGGUCAAAGGAAAUAGCCUCCGUGAAGGUUCAAUGGAAGAAUCACCCAUUUGAGGAAGCAACUUGGGAAACAGAAUCAGAUAUGCGUAGCAAGUAUCCUCAGCUUUUCGCUGAGACAGGUACUUUUCCCUAG
Molecule: messenger RNA, 792 nt
Organism: Lycium barbarum (goji berry)
Lineage: Eukaryota; Viridiplantae; Streptophyta; Magnoliopsida; Solanales; Solanaceae
Exons: 5
Coding region: 1-792 (263 amino acids)
Molecular function (GO): nucleic acid binding
Source: RefSeq, a predicted model, not a curated record